Molecule: messenger RNA, 4674 nt
Organism: Nematolebias whitei (Rio pearlfish)
Lineage: Eukaryota; Metazoa; Chordata; Actinopteri; Cyprinodontiformes; Rivulidae
Gene: ctnnd2a
Product: catenin (cadherin-associated protein), delta 2a
Exons: 25
Coding region: 160-4011 (1283 amino acids)
Biological process (GO): cell-cell junction assembly; cell-cell adhesion; dendritic spine morphogenesis
Cellular component (GO): plasma membrane; postsynaptic density; cytoplasm
Molecular function (GO): cadherin binding
Source: RefSeq, a predicted model, not a curated record
AACAGCAUCCCCGGCAAACGGUGGAUCCAUCCACAAGGACCGCGCGGACGCAGCGGCUCCGUUUUGAUCCCGUCACUGCGGAUUGACUUGAAAAGGAGAGAGGAGGAUCUGGGACGGGGAGGAGAAUCCUGACAGAGUGGGCAAAGAUCUCAUUUCGCAAUGCCAGUGCCAGACCAGCCCGCGGAGCAGGAGAAGGGGGCCGUGGUCCCCCCGGUGCUGCCGGCCUCCAACGGAGAGCGAUCUGAGACGGAGACAACCUCGUCCAUUCUCGCCUCCGUCAAAGAACAGGAGCUUCAAUUUGAACGUCUGACUCGAGAACUCGAGGCCGAGCGUCAUAUUGUUGCCACCCAGCUGGAGAGAUGCAAGCUGGGAUCAGAUGCAGGCAGCAUGAGCAGCAUCAGUUCAACUGAAGAGCAUUUCCGCUGGAAUGCACAAGCUGAUGGACAAAAGGAUAUUGAGGAUGAGUUAACCACAGGUUUAGAGUUGGUCGAUUCCUGCAUUCGGUCUCUUCAGGAGUCAGGAAUUCUUGACAGCGGAGAACGACCGGCUCUCCUUUCCCAGAGUUCCUUGCAGCUCAACUCCACCCCGGAGGCUUCGCUCCAGUACUCUGCCAGCUACCAUAGCAACCAGACCCUCAGUGACAGCAUCUCUGCAGCAGCUCCUCAGCGCAGCGGGCAGGUUGGAGGAGCGGUGCACAGCUACAAUCAGGUGACGUCCAGUCGUGCAGCCCAGCAGCAUCAAUCACAGCCUGGGGCAGGAUCAGGAAUCUACUACUCCAGCUCAACUUUACCCAGCCAGCGUGUCAGUUCCCCUCUGACCGGAGGAGGCGGCUCAGGGUCUGGUUCCCCCAGUAAACACCAACGCCUGGGAUCAGCCUCCGACGCGGCGGGGCACGCCACCAUUCAGCGCCUGCCUUCCUCCUCUCCCAGCAAACAGUCUUCUACAAGUCGACUGGCCAAGUCUUACAGUACUACGGUUGCGGUGACAACAGCAGGAGGGGGGUGCCCCCUGAGGGUGGCGUCACCGCCCAACUCUGCAGCCACAGGAGGAGGGACCGGUUCGUCGUCAUCCCCUCUUCACCAGAUGAGUUCAGGCAUAGGGAGCUAUGCCACACUGUCUCCCAAACGUCUGGCAGCUCACCACGCCUCGGACCAAUACAAGAUCUCACACGAGCUCUACGCUACGGCUACCCUGCAACGGCCUGGCAGUCUGGCAGGCUCUCGUGGCUCCUACAGUAGUCAGCACAGUCAAGAGACCCUCCGGCCACUGGGGUCUCCAGAGCACAAUAUAGAUCCAAUCUAUGAAGAACGGGUCUACCACAAUAAGGGCCCCAUGAGGAGCCUUAGUCAGGGCCAGGGACCAGAAACAGGCCCCUACCGCAACAACACAGACCUGAUCUUGCGUGUUCAUAACCAGGUCCAUGACCUUAGUUAUGUCCUUUGUCCCUACUUUCCUAUCCUAGCACCUUCCUCCCCUGGUGUCGACUCCACCCCUUUGCAGCGCACAGGAAGUCAUGGGACAGGAACAGGAAGCUACGGCCGUGGUGGGACCAAUAACUAUGCCACAGUGGGGCCGGGAUACACUUCAAGUGGAAGUGGGGAUGUAUAUGGGUCGGACCCUUAUGUGGUGGACCCGUACCGCACCCUGCAGUACUGCCCUUCAGUGGUGGAAUCUCCUUACAGCAAGUCUGGACCAGCCCUGCCUCCUGAAGGGACCCUGCAGCGUUCACCUUCCAUCGACUCGAUUCAAAAGGACCCAAGAGAGUUUGGGUGGAGAGAUCCAGAGCUGCCAGAGGUGAUCCAGAUGUUACAGCACCAGUUCCCCUCGGUGCAGUCCAAUGCUGCAGCCUACCUGCAGCACCUCUGCUUUGGAGACAACAAAAUCAAAGCUGAGAUUCGUCGACAGGGAGGCAUCCAGCUGCUGGUUGAUCUGCUGGACCACAGGAUGAGCGAGGUUCACCGCAGCGCCUGCGGGGCCUUGAGGAAUCUGGUCUACGGCAAGGCCAACGACGAAAACAAGGUGACCCUGAAGAACUGUGGGGGGAUUCCCGCCUUGGUCCGUCUGCUGAGGAAGACGGGGGACGUGGAAAUCAAAGAACUGGUCACAGGUGUGCUUUGGAACCUGUCGUCCUGCGAUGCACUGAAGAUGCCAAUCAUCCAGGACGCCCUGGCAGUUCUCACCAACAGUGUCAUCAUCCCCCACUCCAACUGGGACUCAUCUCCCAGUCAUCACGAUGACCGCAAGCUCCACCUUCAUACGUCCCAGGUGCUGCGCAACGCUACAGGCUGUCUCAGGAAUGUAAGCUCAGCAGGUGAAGAGGCGAGACGGCGGAUGCGUGAGUGUGAUGGCCUUACAGACGCUCUGCUCUACGUUAUCCAGACUUCUCUGGGCAGCACAGAGAUCGACAGCAAGACGGUAGAGAACUGUGUUUGUAUUCUGAGGAACUUGUCGUACAGACUGGCCGCUGAGACGUCCCACGGCCAACAAGGUGGUUUGGAGGAGCUGGACGGGCUGCUCUGUGAUGCCAACGGCUGCGAGGGCGAGAGCUCCGGCUGCUGGGGGAAGAAGAAAAAGAAAAAGAAGGGCUCCGACCAGUGGGAUGGAGUGAGCCCCUUUCCAGACACAGCAGAGCCUCCCAAAGGGGUUCAGAUGUUGUGGCACCCCACCAUCGUCAAGCCCUACCUCACCCUGCUCUCUGAAUGCUCAAACCCUGACACCCUUGAAGGGGCAGCCGGGGCCCUGCAGAACCUGGCUGCAGGCAGCUGGAAGUGGUCGGUGUACAUCCGGGCUGCUGUCCGUAAAGACAAAGGCCUUCCUAUUCUGGUGGAGUUACUGAGGAUAGACAACGACAAAGUGGUGUGUGCCGUCGCCACCGCUCUCAGAAACAUGGCGCUGGACAUCAGGAACAAGGAGCUCAUUGGUAAAUAUGCCAUGAGAGAUUUAAUCCACCGGUUACCAGGCAGUAGUAGCAGCAGCAACAAUAACACCACCAGCAUCGGGACCGCUGGUACCACAGGAGCUCCCAGCAAGGUCAUGUCCGACGAUACAGUAAUCGCCAUCUGCUGUGCACUUCAUGAAGUCAUCACCAAGAACAUGGAGAACGCAAAAGCUCUACGGGACGCCGGUGGUAUCGAAAAACUCAUCGGCAUUGCUCGCAGCAAAGGCGACAAACACUCAGCAAAAGUGGUAAAGGCAGCCUCUCAAGUCCUUAGUAGUAUGUGGCAGUACAGAGACCUGCGCUCCCUCUACAAGAAGGAUGGUUACUCCCAGCAUCACUUUGUGGGCUCUGCUUCAACGAUAGAGCGAGACAGACAGAAGCCCUACUCUUCAUCCCGAACUCCCUCGGUCUCUCCUGUCAGGACGUCCCCGAAUAAUCGCUCCGCGAGCGCUCCAGCCUCCCCGAGAGAGAUGAUGAGUCUGAAGGAACGCAAGAUAGACUAUGACUCCACGGCAACCAAUGCUGGUUUCCAUAGCAACAAAGGAGAGCAUACAUCCCGAAAAGACGGCAUGGCAGUCCCAGUGUCGUGUGGGUCUUCAACAUUGUUCCGAAACUCCUACCUGACUGCCAGUGAUGACAUCAAGCCAAGCCAGAGUCCAGCCCAGCCCUGCGUUGUGCCCCUCCAACCCGAACAGGACAGCCCAUCAGCAGCAGCGCUAAAAGACUACGACCCCUACCCCCCUCCUCCUUCCUUCCCACAGCCUCAGCCACCACAGCCUCCACCUCACAGCCAGAGCCGGAGCUUCGAUGAGGCCUUCUACGAGGACCAGGGACCCCCGCCUCCACCAUCCCAGCCCCAGCCGCCGCUGCAGGUACAAGCCCAGCCUCAAGCCCAACCCCAGCAGCCUCCAGGCUCCACCGGGUCAUCCCGGGACCCGCGGGAAGAUCUGCGAAUGCAUCUGGGCCUCAAGUCCACCGGCAACUACGUAGACUUCUACUCGGCCUCUCGGCCGUACAGCGAACUGAACUACGAGACCAGCCACUACCCGGCCUCACCCGAUUCCUGGGUCUAACUCGACUGAACGAUGGACAGCGGGAGGGAAGGGUUCUGUGUGUGCUUGUGUGAACGGGAUUAUUUUUGCAGGUGACUAAUCGCCGAUUAACUCAAGGUUGAUGGAAGUGGCAUUUUCCAAAAGGACCUUGUUGCCCUGAACAGAAUUUUUUUCUUCAAAACAAAAAAUUGGAACAAAGAUGGAAAGUGAAAUCAAAGUGACAAAGAGAAAACUGUGCAUGUGCAUGCAAACAUUCUGUUGUUUUUACAACCACUUUAUUUGUUUGAAGUUAGCUCCAUUCCAUCCCUAAGUGGAGUAGAUGAGAAGAAGUGUGUUUGACGAGCUGUGCAGGGAGUGGGGAAGGAAAACUAAAAAACGAGAAAGUGCAUAUGCACAUGUCUUGAGUGGGAGAGGGAGAAAUUAUAAAGAAAGAUUUGAUGAGGUAAAGCUUUUAAUCUGUAGGACGAGUGAGGAAAUGGUUUGUCGUUUAGCUGCAGAAAGACAAAAUAGAUGGAGAGAUGAGAGAUGCAGAUGGCAUGAAGGUUCCAGAGGAAGUGAGGAAAAUAAAAGCACAGAGAAAGAUGAAAGCACAACAACCUCAAGGCAAGAAGCGGAUGUUUACCAUUUCACCAAAGUGACAAACGUAGCACAGCUUUUCUCUUAUUUUCAUUAUUUUUCUACCUU